AUGAGUGCUAUCACCCUUACCAGCUCUGAUGGAGUCGAUAUCUCCGUUGAGCGCACAACUGCUGAGCGCUCCGUCUUGAUCAAGAACAUGCUUGAGGAUCUUGGCGAUUCUGGAGAGGCUAUCCCCAUUCCUAAUGUUAACGAGGCCGUCCUCAAGAAGGUCAUCGAGUGGUGUGAACACCACAAGAACGACCCCCCAAGCGCCAGCGAUGACGAUGACAACCGUCGCAAGACUACCGAUAUUGAUGAGUGGGAUCAGAAGUUCAUGCAAGUGGACCAGGAGAUGCUUUUCGAGAUCAUCCUCGCUGCCAACUACUUGGAUAUCAAGGCCCUCCUUGACGUCGGCUGCAAGACAGUCGCCAACAUGAUCAAGGGCAAGUCCCCGGAGGAGAUCCGUAAGACCUUCAACAUCCAGAAUGACUUCACUCCCGAGGAGGAAGAUCAGAUCCGCCGUGAGAACGAGUGGGCCGAGGAGUAA
This is a messenger RNA of Penicillium griseofulvum, 477 nucleotides long. RefSeq names its product SCF ubiquitin ligase subunit skpA (gene skpA). Gene Ontology annotation, cellular component: nucleus; cytoplasm. The record is from RefSeq and is a predicted model, not a curated record. The coding region runs from base 1 to 477 and encodes 158 amino acids. Gene Ontology annotation, biological process: mitotic cell cycle; SCF-dependent proteasomal ubiquitin-dependent protein catabolic process. Gene Ontology annotation, molecular function: cullin family protein binding. The transcript has 4 exons. NCBI's taxonomy places the organism in Eukaryota, Fungi, Ascomycota, Eurotiomycetes, Eurotiales, Aspergillaceae.